Messenger RNA from Guyanagaster necrorhizus, 858 nucleotides. Its product is annotated as ectomycorrhiza-regulated esterase. Lineage: Eukaryota; Fungi; Basidiomycota; Agaricomycetes; Agaricales; Physalacriaceae. The coding region runs from base 1 to 858 and encodes 285 amino acids. The transcript has 6 exons. Gene Ontology annotation, biological process: proteolysis. The record is from RefSeq and is a predicted model, not a curated record. Gene Ontology annotation, molecular function: serine-type peptidase activity.
AUGUCAGGGCGAAUAUCGUCAAAUGUCUUUGUUCCGAGUCCGUACGCUGGUGAACCUAGUUCAAUCGCUGGCGUUCUGGAGCAAUCAGAACCCGGAAAAUCGACGCACGGAAGGAAGCUCGCUCUGAUUCUUCAUGGCUCUGGCGGCCACAAAGACUACCUUUUCUUCAGGAAGCUUGCUACCACUCUACCCAUGGACACUUUUCGCUUCGACUUUCGAGGGCAUUUCGAAUCACCUGGUAUUUGGCGGCAAAACUCAUUAGAACAGGAUGUUUUGGAUCUCCAUGUCGUCACAGAAUACCUCACAACCUAUUUUGGGUACCAUAUCGAUUUGAUUGUCGCCCACUCUCGUGGUACGAUACUCGCCGUGCGCUGGCUAUGUACAACUGAGGAAGGGAAAAAUGUUUCGGGAUUUGUAAAUGUGGCCGGUCGAUAUCGCAUCCGAGUGAAUGAAGAUGAAACCAAGGAAUGGAAUGAAAGCUUCGCUGCUCAAGGAUACCAUCUCUUGAACCUCAAAGCCUUCAAGAUCAAAGUUUACCCCGAAGACAUAGAUACGUUCGCUAAUUUUGAUGGGUCGCUGGUGGAAUCCAGGUUUCCUCAAAGAACUGAUGUUCUAACGAUACACGGGAUGCUGGACAGGACAGUGCCGGUGUACGAAGCCGUGCUGUACGCAAAGACCCUCAGCAAGCGCUACCCCGGGACGCACUCCUUGCACCUCAUGGAGAAUAUGGAUCACAACUGUACCGGACGGUACGACGAAGUGGUACGGACCAUUUUUGAUUGGUGGGAUGGCCAAUUGAAAGGGAAGCUCCAGUCAGGUGUCUGGAAAGGGACGGAAGAUGCGAAGGGCAAACUGUAA